This is a messenger RNA of Magnolia sinica, 594 nucleotides long. Its product is annotated as aspartate--tRNA ligase, chloroplastic/mitochondrial-like. The record is from RefSeq and is a predicted model, not a curated record. NCBI's taxonomy places the organism in Eukaryota, Viridiplantae, Streptophyta, Magnoliopsida, Magnoliales, Magnoliaceae. Gene Ontology annotation, biological process: aspartyl-tRNA aminoacylation. The transcript is spliced from 4 exons. The coding region runs from base 106 to 465 and encodes 119 amino acids. Gene Ontology annotation, molecular function: ATP binding; aspartate-tRNA ligase activity.
CGUUCAUAGGCAUCUCUUCAAUUUGAGUGCUGUAAUACUGCUCUAUGUCCCUUAGAAUCCUAAUGUCAUCGCUCUGCACAAAGUUAAUAGCCACACCCUGCAACCAUGUUAUCAAACAUUAGAUUUUGGCUAUCUGCAGAAACAGAACAGACGAGAUACUUGCCACGAGCUUUGGUCGAGGGUUUCUCUUGCCGUCCUUUAAACUCAUCUAUUUACAGAUAUCAAUACCUUGAUAUACGCCAGUGGCCAAUGCUCUCCAACCUUUUGUUGCAGCAUAGUGUGGUUAAGCUCAUCCGACAGUAUCUAGAGGAUGUGCAUGAUUUUGUGGAGAUUGAGACUACAAUCCUAUCUAGAUCUACACCUGAAGGUGCUCGAGAUUACCUUGUACCUUCACGAGUUCAAGCAAUUGUUGGGAGUGUACGCGAUUGCUGGUUGCACACAUAUGGUGUUUAUAGCUCUGGUUGAACCGAAAAACAUUUUUUUAACAAUACUGCUAGUUGUGGUAGCUAAUUUUAUUUUAUUUUAUUUAUUUAAAAUUUUUAAUUUUAUCAAUUUGUAUUUUCAUUUCAAACUGUUGACUAUUUUUCAUCUCAA